AUGACUGUAGUACCAGGAGAUAACAUGGACGAGACCUCGGCGGUGCCGGGGCAUCCGCAGGACACCUACCCCCCGGACCAUGACGACCAUGAAUGCUGCGAACGGGUCGUCAUCAACAUCGCGGGGCUGCGAUUCGAGACGCAGCUCAAGACCCUCUCGCAGUUCCCCGAGACACUGUUAGGUAACCCCAAGAAGAGGAUGCGCUACUUCGACCCCCUGAGAAACGAGUACUUCUUUGACAGGAACCGUCCUAGUUUCGAUGCCAUCCUCUACUACUACCAGUCCGGGGGCAGGCUGCGGAGGCCAGUCAACGUGCCCUUGGAUAUGUUCUCGGAGGAAAUAAAGUUUUAUGAACUGGGGGUGGAUGCCAUGGAGAGGUUUCGGGAGGACGAGGGCUUCAUACGAGAGGAGGAGCGCCCUUUGCCCGACAAGGAGUUCCAGCGACAGAUCUGGCUACUUUUUGAGCACCCCGAAAGCUCAGGCCCAGCCAGGGGGAUUGCCAUUGUGUCUGUGAUGGUCAUUUUGAUCUCCAUCGUCAUAUUCUGUCUGGAGACUUUACCUGAACUAAAAGAAGACCCAGCGGGUCGCUAUGAGACUGUAGGCAACACCACUUUCUAUUACAAGCCCAACAUCCUGACCGACCCCUUCUUUAUUGUGGAGACUCUGUGCAUCAUCUGGUUCUCCUUCGAACUGAUAGUGCGCUUCUUCGCCUGUCCGAGCAAGGCGGCCUUCUUCAAGAACAUGAUGAACACUAUUGACAUAGUGGCCAUCAUCCCAUACUUUAUCACCCUGGGUACUGAGCUGGCCGAUGAGGCAGACGGGAAAGCGGAGGGAAAGGGUGACCAGGCAACGUCAUUGGCCAUCCUCAGGGUCAUCCGUCUGGUGCGAGUGUUCAGGAUCUUCAAACUUUCCAGGCAUUCGAAAGGACUGCAGAUCUUGGGUCAAACCCUGAAAGCCAGUAUGAGGGAGCUGGGGCUGCUCAUAUUCUUCCUGUUCAUCGGUGUCAUCCUGUUCUCCAGUGCAGUGUACUUUGCGGAGGCCGAGGAGCCGGAUUCACACUUCAGUAGCAUCCCGGACGCCUUCUGGUGGGCGGUCGUAUCAAUGACCACCGUUGGCUACGGUGACAUGGUCCCAGUGACCAUUGGCGGCAAGAUUGUCGGCUCCCUCUGCGCCAUUGCCGGUGUGUUGACCAUUGCGCUUCCGGUGCCUGUGAUCGUGUCCAACUUCAACUACUUCUACCACAGGGAAACCGAGGGAGAGGAACAGGCCCAACUCCUCAACGUUAGCAAUCCAAACAUAGCCUCUGACACGUCCAGUCGCCGCAGCUCCUCGACCGUGAGCAAGUCGGAGUACAUGGAAAUCGACGGCGACAUUAACAACAGUAUCGACAAUUUUAGGGAAGCCAACCUGAGAACUGGCAACUGCACUAUAACCAAUCAAAACUGUGUGAACAACACCAAGCUUCUAUCUGACGUGUAGAAGAAACACAGCGACUUGAGAAACACAUACUAAUGACAUGAAUGCUUCAUUUACCUCCUUAGAGAGUCCUUGCAAUGCGACAACUAUACUCCGCAAAAGAAAGAAAAAAACACAACGAGAAAAAGAAACAAGCCGUUAGAUAUCCGAAAGAUAGUAGCUGUUAUUAAUUU
Messenger RNA from Engraulis encrasicolus (European anchovy), 1649 nucleotides. Its product is annotated as potassium voltage-gated channel subfamily A member 1-like. Gene Ontology annotation, biological process: protein homooligomerization; potassium ion transmembrane transport. Lineage: Eukaryota; Metazoa; Chordata; Actinopteri; Clupeiformes; Engraulidae. The transcript has a single exon. The record is from RefSeq and is a predicted model, not a curated record. Gene Ontology annotation, molecular function: protein binding; delayed rectifier potassium channel activity. The coding region runs from base 1 to 1479 and encodes 492 amino acids. Gene Ontology annotation, cellular component: juxtaparanode region of axon; membrane; voltage-gated potassium channel complex.